Salvia miltiorrhiza (redroot sage) is the source of this 1974-nucleotide messenger RNA. Its product is annotated as ultraviolet-B receptor UVR8-like. The record is from RefSeq and is a predicted model, not a curated record. Bases 195 to 1670 code for a protein of 491 amino acids. The transcript has 11 exons. Lineage: Eukaryota; Viridiplantae; Streptophyta; Magnoliopsida; Lamiales; Lamiaceae.
AUAUUAAACCCCGCCGCUGAUUUUACCAUUUUACCCCUGUCGUUGCGUUUGAUCUGAUUAAACAAAACCUUGAAAAUCUGUAGCCUCUAUCCAGAUCGACGUAGAACUUCAAUUUCUUCUCUGGAUAAUAUUUGUUGGAAAUUUCCGACUUUUUUGGUUUGCUUUUGGCGCUUAGAGCUGAAAUUGUUUGAGUGAUGAAUGGAGGUGAGAGGAAGGAAGAUGGAGCCAAUGAUGAUAGUGAGAAGCAGUUAGAGGUGUUAAUGUGCGGGUAUUUUCCGGGGGUGACGGCGCAGAGAUCGCCGUUGACUUCUCCGGAGAUUGUGCGUUUCCCGGAGGCGGAGGCAUCCGGGGAUUCUUGGAAGGAUGUCUGCGCCGGCGGAUGCGGCUUCGGCAUGGCGAUUUCCGCCUCUGGGAAACUAGUUACUUGGGGUUCAUCUGAUGACCAAGGCCAGAGCUAUUUCGCCUCAGGGAAGCAUGGGGAGGCUCCAGAGGUGUAUCCUCUUCCAACAGCUGAUCCAAUUCUGGAAGCUGCAGCCAGCUGGGCACACUGUGUUUCAGUAACAGAUAAAGGUGAAGUGUACACAUGGGGUUGGAAGGAGUGUGUUCCAUCUAUAAAAAUCACAUGUACUUGGAACACUUUGAAAAACAGUGACGAUCAAACUGUCACAAGACAAAAUUCAACAGUAACUGACCAAGGGAUUCCUCAAUCUCAUAGUUUGAACUCUACAACUGGAUCAGUUUUGGGUCCAAAUGACAAAAUAUCUGGAGAUGAGACGCUGAAGCGGAGAAAAGUUGAUCCUCAGCAAGACUCUGAAGCAUCAACACCUGCAGAUGAAACACAUUCAAUGCCUCCUUGUCCUGUAAGCCUGGAUCCUGGGGUGAGGAUCACCUCAGUUGCUGCAGGCGGGCGUCAUACUCUAGCAUUGUCAGAUGUGGGACAGGUGUGGGGUUGGGGCUAUGGUGGAGAAGGCCAGCUUGGUCUGGGGUCUAGGAUAAAAAUGGUGGCAUCUCCUCAUCUUAUACCUUGUAUUGACCCAUCAUCGAAUGGUGGAGAGAGCUCUGGUGUAAAUAAUGAAAAAAGUGUUGGCGUGGCAGCCGAGCAAAAAAAAUCCAUAGGAAAUUACAUAAAGGGUAUUGCAUGUGGAGGCAGGCACAGUGCAGUGAUAACAGAUACUGGUGUGCUUCUCGCCUUCGGCUGGGGUCUUUAUGGGCAGUGUGGACAAGGGAAUACUGAGGAUAUACUGCGACCAACGUUUGUGCCUUCUCUAAGGGAUUUUCAGAUCAAAGCUGUUGCAGCAGGACUUUGGCAUACUAUAUGUAUAUGUUCUGAUGGACGUAUUUAUGUCUUUGGUGGGAAUCAGUUUGGCCAACUGGGUUUGGGAACACAUCAAGAUCAGUGCGAGAUUGUUCCUCGCCUCGUAGAUGCUUCAGUUCUGGAGAGUAAGAAAGCCAAAAUCGCAUCCUCGGGGGCUCGUCACAGUGCUGUCCUAACAGAGGAUGGUAAAAUCUUCUGCUGGGGGUGGAACAAAUACGGUCAGCUCGGUCUAGGAGAUGCGUUGGACAGGAAUAUCCCAGAGGAGGUAAUGGUCAAGGAAGAUUGUACGGUGAAGAAUAUUGCGUGCGGUUGGUGGCACACACUAUUGCUCUGUGAGACAAGUCGAUCAAACUAGAGUUGUGCAAGACUUGCUAUGUGGUAUCAAUGCCAGAAUGUUUUCCCUGCAGUUUUAUCCCUUUGUUUUUGUCUUCUGUGGCUUCGUUUGCUCUUGAAUGGUUUUUCGGGACAUUACUUGUUUUUUGUUUUCUCAUUUUCUUACUUUGAUGGAUUUGUACAGCGCAGGGUUGGAAUUGGAAAUUAGGUUCCAAACGUAUAUGUUAAUCCACUAAUCAUGCCUUUGUAUUUGAAUAUUUCCUACAUUUGGGUAAUAUGAAUUUUCUUGUCACUCUCUCAACAAUUAUUAUGAACGAGAGAGGAAA